This is a messenger RNA of Lutzomyia longipalpis, 1517 nucleotides long. RefSeq names its product ATP-dependent RNA helicase DDX47 (gene pths). The record is from RefSeq and is a predicted model, not a curated record. Gene Ontology annotation, molecular function: nucleic acid binding; RNA helicase activity; ATP binding. The transcript has 3 exons. The coding region runs from base 37 to 1494 and encodes 485 amino acids. Lineage: Eukaryota; Metazoa; Arthropoda; Insecta; Diptera; Psychodidae.
GUUAAUAAAAAUCAAAACUAACACAUAACCUCAAAAAUGUCAGAUUCGGAAGUUGAGAGUGGUGCUGAAAUUGAGGAAAAAAACGGUAUUUCCGGGGGAAGUGAAGAGAAUAGCGAUGUAAAUAGUGGUGAGGAAAAUGGGGUUGAUCCCGAGGACAAGGAGAAAAGCUGUUCAUGGCAGGAUUUGGGUCUAAAUGAUGUUCUCUGUGAAGCAUGUGCUGAGCUCAAAUGGAAGAGCCCAAGCAAAAUUCAGCGAGAAGCCAUUCCACUGGCACUUCAGGGGAAAGAUGUAAUUGGAUUGGCUGAAACUGGAUCCGGGAAGACAGCUGCUUUCGCAUUGCCUAUCCUGCAGAGUCUCAUGGAGACCCCGCAAUCACUGUUUGCUCUCAUCCUCACACCAACACGAGAACUUGCUGAUCAAAUUGGUGAUCAAUUCAAAGCUCUAGGAAGCGGUAUAGGAUUAAAAGUAGCUGUGAUUGUGGGUGGUAUGGACAUGACAGCGCAAUCACUUCAGCUGGCAAAGCGUCCACAUAUCGUAAUAGCCACUCCCGGACGUUUGCUGGAUCACUUGGAAAACACAAAAGGAUUCGAUUUGGAUCGCAUAAAGUACCUCGUGAUGGAUGAGGCAGAUCGAAUUCUCAACAUGGAUUUCGAGGUUGAAUUGGAUAAAAUCCUCAAGGAAAUUCCCCGAGAGCGUCGUACAUUCCUCUUCAGUGCGACCAUGACGAGUAAAGUCCGGAAGCUGCAGAGAGCUUGUCUCCGGGAUCCCGUAAAAGUUGAAGUGUCCAGCAAGUAUCAAACAGUUGAGAAACUUCAGCAAUACUACGUGUUUAUCCCGUCAAAAUUCAAAGAUAUCUACCUGCUGCAUAUUCUCAAUGAUCUCGCUGGCAAUAGCUUCAUGAUCUUCUGCAGUACGUGCAACAAUACCCUGAGAACAGCGUUAAUGCUGCGAGAAUUGGGCCUGGCUGCAGUGCCCCUUCAUGGACAAAUGUCACAGAAUAAGCGCCUGGCAGCUCUGAAUAAAUUCAAGGCAAAGAGCAGAUCAAUACUAAUUGCAACGGACGUAGCAUCUCGUGGUCUGGACAUCCCCCAUGUGGACGUUGUGUUGAAUUUCGAUAUUCCCACCCACAGCAAGGACUACAUUCAUCGUGUGGGUCGAACAGCCCGUGCGGGACGUUCCGGGAAGGCAAUCACCUUUGUUACGCAGUACGAUGUGGAGCUGUACCAGAGAAUAGAACACCUAAUUGGGAAACAGUUGCCGCAGUAUGAAUGCGACAAGGAUGAGGUGAUGGUGCUACAGGAGAGAGUUGGAGAGGCACAACGGAGUGCCAAAGUGGCUCUAAAGGAGAUUGAAGAUAAGAAGAGUUCCGGGAAGAAUAGGAAAAAUGCCGAUGGCAGUGACGACGAUACUGAGCAGUAUGUUGGCGUCCGGAAGAGGAUAAAGUCCUCAAAAGGGGGCAAGGGGAACAAAUUCAAGAAAAUGAAGAGAAAAUAAAAUAAAAUUUGCGCCAAAAUUUA